This is a messenger RNA of Populus euphratica (Euphrates poplar), 1104 nucleotides long. RefSeq names its product dehydrodolichyl diphosphate synthase 2-like. The record is from RefSeq and is a predicted model, not a curated record. The transcript is spliced from 3 exons. NCBI's taxonomy places the organism in Eukaryota, Viridiplantae, Streptophyta, Magnoliopsida, Malpighiales, Salicaceae. Gene Ontology annotation, biological process: polyprenol biosynthetic process; plastid membrane organization; response to cold. Gene Ontology annotation, cellular component: chloroplast stroma. Gene Ontology annotation, molecular function: ditrans,polycis-polyprenyl diphosphate synthase [(2E,6E)-farnesyl diphosphate specific] activity. The coding region runs from base 95 to 1012 and encodes 305 amino acids.
CCAGUACUCGUAGCAAGCAGGCAAGUGGUUUAUUGAGCAACAUAAGCGAAGCGCUGCUUAAAGACUGCUAAUAGCUCAACUUUUAAAACGGAUAAUGCAAUCCUUGAAUUUUCCAACACCAAUUUACAACAACAACAUUACAAUGCCUCAAAAAGCUAACCACUUUCUCUUCCGAAACAGAAGAGACCAAACGCCCCGGUUCCCUACUUUAGUUCUCGCGGCCGAGCAUGACUUGACACUCGAAGACGAAGAAAAUAAAGGAGGGGCGGUGGUGCCAUUGCCGGAGGGUCUACGGAGGGAGGUUAUGCCCCGGCACGUGGCAGUGAUAAUGGAUGGCAAUGCGAGGUGGGCCAGGAAGCGGGGUUUUUCAGCAGCAUCUGCCGGGCAUGAAGCUGGUGUACGGUCACUUAGGGAGCUUUUAAAGUCGUGUUGUGAGUGGGGGAUUAGAGUUCUCACUGUUUUUGCCUUCUCUUAUGAUAAUUGGACUAGGCCUAAGGUGGAGGUUGUUUUCUUGAUGAGUUUAUUUGAAAGGAUGUUGAAGUCCGAGGUGGAUAACUUUAUGAGGAAGGGUAUUCGAGUCUCUACAAUUGGAGACUCCUCCAGGCUCCCAGAGUCUCUAAAAAAACUGAUAAGUGAUGUAGAGGAGAAGACGAGAGACAACUGCAGACUCCACCUCAUCGUGGCAGUCAGCUAUAGUGGGAAAUAUGAUGUUACACAAGCAUGCAAAAGCAUUGCUCACAAGGUGAAGAAUGGUAUUGUUCAGUUGGAAGACAUCGAUGAAAGCCUACUUGAACAGGAGUUGGAAACAAAUUGUGCCCAGUAUCCAUGCCCUGAUUUACUGAUAAGAACCAGCGGAGAACUUCGGAUCAGCAAUUUCUUACUGUGGCAACUGGCCUACACUGAGCUUUUCUUUGCAGAAGCGCUCUGGCCUGACUUUGGAAAAGCUGAGUUUAUAGAGGCCUUAACUUCCUAUCAGCAAAGGCAGAGACGCUAUGGUGGACGACAUUCAUAACUGCAUGCUAUUUAGAUUCCUUGAAUUAUUUAUAUGAAUUCCAUUUCUGUCAGGCAAAGCUCUCUUCACCGUUUGUUGAGCUUCAGCUCUGA